CCCGCAACGCAGAUCCCGCCCAGGCGCUUUCGCUUUCGCCCCAGUCCCGGGCCGGCCCGUGUCGCCAUGAAACGCUGCCGGGGCGCCCGGCUCCUAGCGGGGCCGCGCUGCUGCCAGAUCCAGAAAUAAAAUGAGUACUUCACAAUCAAUAAGAUGUACUUCUAAAUCAUGAUGGCAGUACUGAUUGGACCACUGAGUUUUUGUCAACUUGUGUACCUCAGCACUUUGACCACUACUUUGUUCAGCUUGCCAGAAGCAUCUGUGAUAAAUCCACCUCAGAAUUUAACAAUGAACUCUCAGAAUUUCGAGCACAUUUUAUCAUGGGAACCAGGAAGUAAUACAACUAUGCCAACAUACUAUGAUGUGAUGUACAUAGGUCUCAGUGGAUCAGAAAACAAAUGGAAAAUUGCUAAAGAAUGUUCAAAUACCACACGCCUCUUCUGUAACUUGACAAAGGAGUAUGAAGAAUGUACUUAUACCUACAUAGCAAUGGUUCAGAGCAUCACAGGACAUAAAGUAUUAAAUUCAUCUAUAUUUCAAUUCUCUCCAUAUACCACCACAUACCUGGGUCCACCAGCAGUUAAUCUUACUGCUUGUCCAACCUGCAUAAAUGUGACAGUAAAACUUCCAGCCACGUAUUUAAAAGGAAGUUCUUUAAUUGAUAUAUAUCACAAACUUGAUUAUACGAUAACAGUGGAAUCAUUUGAUAGAAAGGAAAAGAUUCCUAUUAAGAAUGAAACCUCUGAAGAAAGCUUUAGCUAUGUUGUUGGAAGCUUGCAUUCAAAUACAAAUUAUUGUGUGUCUGUUGCUGUGGCUGCAUCAUUAAACCAUCAUUCCACCCCUUCGGCCUUGAAAUGUAUAAUCACCAGGUCCAACACUCAACCAGGUUAUAGUAUAAUUCCAAUCAUAAAUGGUGGACUUGUUUCAUUGGUAAUAGGCAUCUUCCUACUAGGAUUGUAUAAAGGAGGUUUCAUUUGCUUAAAAAGUAAACCGUGGCCAAAAGCUUUGGAAACCACAAAUAAAUUACAUUGCUCAGUGCAUGAACCUGAUCCUGAAAAUGUGUGCUCUGUACAAAUCAUAUAUAAGGAGAUGGAAAAAAAGGAGUGGGAAUACAGUUCUGAUGAUGAUAGCGAAAGUGAUAGUGAAAAUUCUGGUGACUAUACCAGACGUGUCAUCUUGGGCAGAGACCCAAGUUCCCAUGCCAAAUCAAACACCUUCGUGCACCAGACUAUAGACUGUACAUCUGCAGAGAGUAGCAGUCAAGCAACUGAACUUCUGAGUUCUGACGCAGAAAAUUCUGAAGAGCAUCAAUCUGUCAUUAGAGAAAAUGAAAGCAUAAGUAGAGUAUUCUUUCAUCCUUCAUCUGAAGUAAACAGUUCCUCAACUUCUGAGUUAAGUAACAGUGCUUGCUUUAACAUAAACUUAAAUACUGUGAUGCUGGGAGACCCUGACAAGACCUGGGAUGAUUCUGCAACAUUAAUCUCCCACCAAAAGGAUGCAGUUGACUUGCAAGAUUCUAGUGCUUCUGAUGCACUUGAAUCAAAAAAUUUUACUAACACAGAUGUUAAGAAGCCAGAUUAUCAUAACAUCUCACAUGAAUGGCAAAAACCUAGUGUCUCGGAUGAAAGUGAUGCAUCAGAUUCUGAAUACAUAAGGAGAUGAAUCGGUGAAAGCAAGAACCACUUUAUAAAACAUGAAUAAACAAUUGGUCAUGUUUCAGAGUAUCUCUUUCUGGUUUGAACAUACAAUUCAGCUUCUGAUGAACUCUGCAUUUUUUAUAUUCUAAAUAUAUGCCUGUACAUUAUAAAAGCA
Molecule: messenger RNA, 1812 nt
Organism: Mauremys reevesii (Reeves's turtle)
Lineage: Eukaryota; Metazoa; Chordata; Testudines; Geoemydidae
Product: interferon alpha/beta receptor 2-like
Exons: 9
Coding region: 169-1662 (497 amino acids)
Molecular function (GO): interleukin-22 receptor activity; protein binding
Source: RefSeq, a predicted model, not a curated record